CUUUUCGCCUGCCUGCACACGCCGCCGCCGGCAAUGGCCGCCUGCGACGACGACGUCGCCCCGUCAACCGCCUCCGCCUACCUUGACCCCUCUUACUGGGACGCGCGGUUCGGGAAGGAGGAGCACUACGAGUGGUUCAAGGACUUCUCGCACUUCCGCCACCUCCUCGCGCCGCUCCUCUCCCCGUCCCUCUCGGUCCUCGAGGUCGGGUGUGGCAACUCGCGGCUUGGCGAGGAUCUCCUGCGGGAGGGCGUCGCCGGCGGAAUCACCUGCGUUGACCUGUCCCCCGUCGCCGUCCAGCGGAUGCGCGACCGCCUCGCCGCUCUUGGCACCAAAGGCGUGGAUGCUGUGGUUGCGGACAUGCUUGAUCUGCCGUUUGAGCAUGAGAGCUUUGAUCUCGUCAUUGAAAAGGGCACCAUGGAUGUGUUGUUUGUGGACAGUGGCGAUCCAUGGGACCCCAAUCCUACAACAGUGGAAAACGUGAUGAAAAUGCUUAAUGGUAUCCACAGGGUUUUGAAGCCAGAAGGCAUCUUUGUAUCAAUUGCCUUUGGACAGCCACACUUUCGACGCCGAUUUUUUGAAGCUCCUGAGUUAACAUGGUCUAUUGAGUACAGUACCUUUGGCGACAGCUUCCAUUAUUUCUUCUACACUCUUAAGAAGGGCAAGAGGUCACUGGAGUCCAGCAGUUACCAAAACACAUUACCAUCACCUGUUGCUCCAAGAAUAAAUAUGGUCCACGAAGAGCUCGAGAGCGAGGAUUUUAUAUUCCUCACAAACCUUGAUGGGUUGUGAGUGGCUGCUUAAACAAGCAUCUGGCUAACAGCCUAACACAUCAAAAGGGUGACCAGGCCAGCGUUGGUGACCCUGCAGUGAUGUUUUUUUCCUGGGCGGCAAAUGAGAAUGAUGCCUGUAAAAUGUGUAAUUUAGGAUAGAUUUAAAUUUUGAGCUUUGUUGUCUAGUAAUACUAUAAUACUCUAUAUUACUGCAGGCUAGAGGUCUGUGUAUGAUCUUGUAAAAAUUAGUAUUACUUUCCUUUUGAAAUCUAAUGCUUCGACUUAACU
Zea mays is the source of this 1061-nucleotide messenger RNA. Its product is annotated as S-adenosylmethionine-dependent methyltransferase family protein. Lineage: Eukaryota; Viridiplantae; Streptophyta; Magnoliopsida; Poales; Poaceae. The record is from RefSeq and is marked validated.